UCGCUAGUAACAGAUGUGGCAAACAUGUGGACACCGGAGUCAUAGCAUCUGAUUUACAAAGAAUGUACAGUGUAGACUAUGGUCGAAGAAAAAGAAAUGCUUUUAGGAUUCAGGUAGAAAAAGUAUUUAGCAUAAUUACUAGUGAGAAAGAACAUAAGGAUCUAACAGAAUUAGAAGAUGAGCAUCUGGCAAAAAGAGCAAGACAAGGUGAAGAGGAUAAUGAGUAUACUGAAAGCUAUUCAGAUGAUGAUUCAAAUAUGGAAGAUUACCCAGAUCCACAGUCAGCAAAUCAUAUGAACACUUCCCUGCUCUCCUUAUAUCGGAAAGGAAAUCCUGAUUCUGUCUCCAGUACCCCUGAGAUGGAGCAAAGAGAAACUGCUGUUUCAGUACCACCGAUAACUUCCCAAACAGGCUCCAUUGCUUCGAAGACCCCUGCCAGAGGUUCUGAAGGAGGAUGGUUUAUUGACAAAACUCCAGGUGGAAAGAAAGACAGUUUUUUCUUGGACCUGUCAGAUGAGAAAAGUGAUCAUAAGAAGCCAAUAUCUGAGAUAGAGGAUUCAAAAGAGUCUUCUCUUCUGGAGAGUAAUAAAAAAAGGAAAGGCAGUUUAAAGAGCAAAGGAAACAAAAGGAAGAAAGAAGAUCUGCGGGAAGUGGAUGGAGAAAUAGAAGCUGUCCUGCAAGAGAAAGCUAAAGCCAGGGGCCUAGAAUUCCAGAUCUCCAGCGUGAAGUUUGAAGAUGUCGGAGGCAAUGAUACAACAUUAAAGGUUAUUCGCAUUCAGAAUUUCACCUCCAUUUUCAUUGGACCAACACAAAAAGAUGACAUUCUUCAGGAAGUUAGUCAUUUUAAAAACGAACUUGACCUUCCAAUUCUGAAAGUAGCUGCUACAGAAAUUGUAUCUGGAGUAUCUGGAGAAUCGGAACAGAAGCUGAGAGAACUGUUUGAACAAGCUGUGUCAAAUGCACCCUGUAUCCUUUUUAUUGAUGAAAUUGAUGCUAUAACCCCCAAAAGAGAAGUUGCUUCAAAAGAUAUGGAACGAAGAAUUGUAGCCCAGCUCCUAACNNUCUUACUAGAUCUGAAUAACGUGGCUGCUACAGCUCGGGUCCUAGUCAUUGGAGCUACUAACCGGCCAGACUCCUUAGACCCUGCAUUGAGACGUGCGGGAAGGUUCGACCGGGAAAUAUGUCUCGGUAUCCCAGAUGAAGCAUCCAGGGAAAGAAUACUUCAGACUUUGUGCAGAAAACUGAGACUUCCUGAAACGUUUCAUUUUCGGCACUUGGCACAUCUAACGCCAGGCUUUGUAGGUGCUGACCUGAUGGCACUCUGCCGAGAGGCGGCCAUGUGUGCGGUGCAUAGGGUCUUAAUGAAGCUCCAGGAGCAGCGGGGGAAACAUCCUGAGACUGAAGGCCUGCCGUCGGAAGGAGGCCAGAAAGAAAGGGUUGGAGCUGAGCCCACUUCUAAAACACAGGGGCUUUCUUUACAGGAUGAAUUGCAAAGUCUGCUGAAGUUGCUAAGGAACCAAGAUCCCCUCUCAGAGGAGCAGCUGCAAGAGCUGUGCAUUGAAUUGAAUGAUUUCAUUGUUGCUCUAUCCUCAGUCCAACCCUCUGCCAAAAGAGAAGGCUUUGUCACUGUCCCUAAUGUGACAUGGGCAGAUAUUGGUGCCCUGGAAGAUAUUAGAGAGGAACUCACCAUGGCAAUAUUGGCACCAGUACGUAACCCAGAUCAGUUCCAAGCUCUUGGAUUGAUGAGUCCAGCUGGCAUCCUCCUGGCUGGUCCUCCAGGCUGUGGGAAAACUCUGCUGGCGAAGGCUGUUGCAAAUGAGUCUGGCCUAAAUUUUAUAUCUGUCAAGGGCCCCGAAUUACUAAAUAUGUACGUUGGUGAAAGCGAGCGUGCUGUGCGACAGGUUUUUCAGCGAGCCAAGAACUCAGCGCCCUGUGUCAUCUUCUUCGAUGAAGUGGAUGCUUUAUGCCCUCGAAGAUCAGACCGAGAGACAGGGGCAAGUGUCCGGGUGGUGAAUCAGCUACUUACAGAGAUGGAUGGUCUAGAAACACGUCAGCAGGUUUUUAUUAUGGCAGCCACUAACAGGCCAGGUCAGGAAUCCAGGAAGCACGUGUCCAGGUGUUUCAUCUCUGAUCCACAUGCCACCAGCUGGAGUGGCUGGGCCAGAGGACCCCCUUCCAAGGGGGCUUCUUUACUCACAUCCGGGUCCCAGGAGACCAGUGUGGAAGAUACCAUUCUGCCUAAAGGAAAGGCCCUGGACAGGCAAACUCGGUUGGUCAGGGCAGUGACAGGAAGGCCAGCUUCAGAAGAAGAGGAAAAUGGCACCAAACCCCCGCUGGAUGCAGAUGUGAAUCUGGAAGCAAUCGCUGGUGACCUUCGCUGUGACUGCUAUUCGGGAGCAGACCUUUCUGCUUUGGUGCGGGAAGCCUCUCUCUGUGCCCUGAGACAAGAAAUGGCAAGGCAGAAGAGUGGGAAUGAAAAAGGUGAACUCAAGAUUGGUCAGAAGCAUUUUGAAGAAGCUUUCAAGAAAGUAAAAUCAUCUAUAUCAAAAAAGGACCAAGUGAUGUAUGAAGCUCUGAAACAGGCCCUCAGCCAGUGAUGUCUCCAGUGACAGGCCUUGCGGAUCCACUGCACGGAGCUGCCCACUUUCAGCUUGAUACACAUGUGGUCUCAUGUAAGCAUUUUAUUCUCAAAUUAUUGAGGCCAAGUAGGAGCUGAAGAUUUCUUGCCAUCUGGCCAACCUUGUCUGGAAACACCCUACCUCCUCUUUAAGAAAAACAAACAGAUUUAAACUGCAAAAUAAAAUAACUGAUACUUUUUUAAAUAAAAUGUUUAUAUUGAAACAAACCAUGACUGUACUAUGGAAAAGUUGCAUUGCAGUAAAAAGAACUUUUUUCCCCCAAACCAUCUGAGAGUAAGUUGCCAACCUGAUGCCCCUU
Messenger RNA from Hipposideros armiger (great roundleaf bat), 2937 nucleotides. It is a transcript of the gene NVL, whose product is annotated as nuclear VCP like. The transcript is spliced from 23 exons. The record is from RefSeq and is a predicted model, not a curated record. Gene Ontology annotation, cellular component: nucleus. Bases 63 to 2597 code for a protein of 844 amino acids. NCBI's taxonomy places the organism in Eukaryota, Metazoa, Chordata, Mammalia, Chiroptera, Hipposideridae. Gene Ontology annotation, molecular function: ATP binding; RNA binding; ATP hydrolysis activity. Gene Ontology annotation, biological process: ribosome biogenesis.